GAGCGAGUGCGCCAGCCGGAGCACCGGGGCUGCAGCCGUAAUAAUCAAUCGAGAGCCAGCCAAGCCGAGCCGGAGCGAGCGAACGAGAGGAGCUCUCUGCGUCCCUGACAAAAGGAGGAUGGGCAAGAAGCACUCCAAACUGGAUCCAGAGGUGCUCGAGCGGCUCAAGAAGGAAACAUACUUUUCAGAAAAGGAAAUAAAAAAAUGGUACAAAGGUUUCGUAAAGGACUGUCCGACUGGAACUCUCACAGAAGAAGGCUUCGUCAACAUUUACCGUCAAUUUUUCCCGCAAGGAGACCCCACCAAGUUCGCCACUCUUGUGUUCCGAGUUUUUGAUGAGAACCAGGACGGAUCGAUAGAGUUUGCAGAGUUUCUCAGAGCGAUGUCGGUCACCUCGAGAGGAGAUAUUGACGAAAAAUUACACUGGGCCUUCAAACUUUAUGACCUGGACAACGACGGGUUCAUCACCAGAGACGAAAUGUACAACAUCGUGGAUGCGAUCUACAGGAUGGCGGGGACGACCAUGUCUGAGGAGAGCGGCGAGGGCGCCCGCGAGAAGGCGGACCGCAUCUUCUCGAGCAUGGACGUGAACCACGACGAGCAGCUGACCAUGGAGGAGUUCCGCGAGGGUAGCAAAAACGACCCGCAGAUCGUGAACGCGCUCAGUUUCGGCCCGAUUUGAGCGUGCGUAAGAUUUGCCUCAUCCACACUUUUCUCAUUGUUGAAGCAUUCGCACAAAUAUGACGUGCGAAGCCGCGGGAAAAAGAUUAUUCACACACACGCGCUUUUUUGCAAUUUCUAACGUAACUUUUAAGCAGUUUACGCUGUUCGAGGACAGGUCCGAAGCGGUGGACUUGAGAUAAUCUUAAUGAAAUGUUUCUGACAGUUCAAAUUUCGUCAUUUAGGCUUAAUAAAAAUGUUGUUGAAACUACUUAA
This is a messenger RNA of Cloeon dipterum, 936 nucleotides long. Its product is annotated as frequenin-2-like. The transcript is spliced from 7 exons. Gene Ontology annotation, molecular function: calcium sensitive guanylate cyclase activator activity; calcium ion binding. Lineage: Eukaryota; Metazoa; Arthropoda; Insecta; Ephemeroptera; Baetidae. Bases 119 to 682 code for a protein of 187 amino acids. The record is from RefSeq and is a predicted model, not a curated record.